AUGGACGCCGUCAAGGGAGCUGUCGAUGGCGUGAAGGAUGCCGUCGAGGGUGUCAAGAACAUGGCCGUCAGCGAGGCCCAGCAGCAACAGUCCCAGCAGAAGAAGCAGCAAAAGAAGGACAAGAAGAAGGGUGCACAGGAAGAGGGCGAUGCCCGUCCCCUCGAGAUGACCCCUCCUCCCUCAUACAUCGACGACCGCAACAAGAUCUUCGACAGAGUCAAGGCCGAAUAUGACCAAUGGGUUGCCCAACAGCCUCGCGACGACAUCAACAUCACCAUGCCCGAUGGUAACGUCCGUGUCGGCAAGGCUUGGGAGACCUCCCCCUCUGAGAUCACCCGCGGCAUCAGCAAGUCGCUCUUCGAGCGUACCGUCAUUGCAAAGGUUGAUGGCGAGCUGUGGGACAUGGACCGUCCUCUGGAGAAGAGCUGCAAGCUGGAAUUGCUCGACUUCGAACACCCUGAGGGAAAGAAGGUCUUCUGGCACUCAAGUGCUCACGUUUUGGGUGAGGCUUGCGAGAGAAGAUUUGGCUGCAGCUUGUGCAUUGGUCCUCCUGUCGAGGAUGGUUUCUACUACGAGAUGGCUCUUCCCAACCAGGAGCCCGUCCUGGAGUCUGACUGGAAGCCCCUGGAGAAGGUCGCCGAGAAGGCAAUCAAGGAGAAGCAGACUUUCGAGCGUCUCACUCUGAAGAAGGAGGACCUGCUUGAGAUGUUCAAGUACAACAAGUACAAGCAGCACAUCAUCCAGGACAAGAUCCCCGAUGGCACCAGCACCACCGUCUACCGUUGCGGCCCUCUGAUCGAUUUGUGCAGAGGUCCUCACAUUCCUCACACUGGCAGAAUCAAGGCCUUCCAGAUCAUGAAGAACUCUGCUUCUUACUUCCUCGGUGAUGCCAAGAACGACUCUCUUCAGCGUAUCUACGGUGUCUCUUUCCCCGAUAAGGCUAUGAUGGUUGAGCACAAGAAGUACCUCGAGGAGGCCGCCAAGCGUGACCACCGCAAGAUCGGCAAGGAGCAAGAGCUCUUCUUCUUCCACGACAUGUCUCCCGGUUCAUGCUUCUUCCUUCCCCACGGUAUGAUCAUCUACAACGCUCUCCAGAGCUUCCUCCGCAACGAGUACUGGAGCCGUGGUUACCAAGAAGUCAUGUCUCCCAACAUGUACAACUCUGCUCUCUGGAAGCAGUCUGGUCACUGGCAACACUACAAGGAUGACAUGUUCACUUUCGAGGUUGAGAAGGACCAGUGGGCUUUGAAGCCCAUGAACUGCCCUGGUCACUGUCUGCUCUUCUCCCACCGUGAGCGCAGUUACAGAGAACUCCCCAUGAGAAUUGCCGACUUUGGUGUUCUCCACCGUAACGAGGCUUCUGGUGCUCUUACUGGUCUUACCAGAGUCCGUCGUUUCCAGCAGGACGACACCCACAUCUUCUGUACUGAGGACCAGGUAGAGUCUGAGAUUCUUGGUCUCUUCGACUUCCUCCGUACCGUCUACGGCAAGUUCGGUUUCACCUUCAAAAUGAAGCUUUCUACCCGCCCUGAGGGUCACCUUGGUGAUGUUGCCACCUGGGACAAGGCUGAGGCUCAGCUUACCAAGGCUCUUGACGAGUUCGUCGCUGGUGGCGGUUCCCAGUGGGAGCUCAACCCUGGUGAUGGUGCCUUUUACGGUCCCAAGAUCGAUAUCACCAUCUCAGACGCCCUCAAGCGUGAGUUCCAGUGCGCUACCAUCCAACUCGACUUCCAGCUUCCUCAACAAUUCAACCUUGAGUACCGCAGUGCCGAGGCUGGUGAGGCCAAGGCCAAGGGUGAGGAGGUCAAGGCUCCUGUCCUUGAGCAGAAGCCUGCUGAGGCUGCUCCUGCUGCCGAGGGCGAGAAGGGCGAGAAGAGUGCUGCCAGCUACCGUCGCGAGUUGACUCCUGGCUGCCAGCGCCCUGUCAUGAUUCACCGUGCUAUCUACGGUUCGUUCGAGCGUUUCAUUGCCAUUCUCACCGAGCACUUUGCCGGCAAGUGGCCAUUCUGGCUCUCUCCCCGCCAGAUUCUCAUCGUCCCCGUCAUGCCCGCCGUCAACGACUACGUCGAGGAGCUGCAGGCUUUGUUCCGCGGCAAGGGUAUGCACGCUGACAUUGAUAUCACCGGUAACACCAUGCAAAAGAAGAUCCGUACUGGUCAACUGGCUCAAUACAACUUCAUCUUCGUUGUCGGUGCCCAAGAGAAGGAGUCUCGCACUGUCAACAUCAGAAACAGAGAUGACCCCGAGACCCAGAAGUUGGGUGAGCUCAUUCCUCUCGAUGUCGCUGUCCAGAAGAUGGAGGCUUUGAGAGAUGAGAGAAAGCUCAAGACUGAGCUGUAA
Aureobasidium melanogenum CBS 110374 is the source of this 2340-nucleotide messenger RNA. RefSeq names its product threonyl-tRNA synthetase-like protein. Gene Ontology annotation, cellular component: cytoplasm. Gene Ontology annotation, biological process: threonyl-tRNA aminoacylation. The record is from RefSeq and is a predicted model, not a curated record. Gene Ontology annotation, molecular function: threonine-tRNA ligase activity; ATP binding. Lineage: Eukaryota; Fungi; Ascomycota; Dothideomycetes; Dothideales; Saccotheciaceae. The coding region runs from base 1 to 2340 and encodes 779 amino acids. The transcript is spliced from 2 exons.